CACACAUUCACACACUCACUCACACCGAGGGACAGUUUAGCAUAACCAGUCCAGCUACCUGUAUGGUUUUGGACAGUAGGAGGAAACCAGAGAACCCAGAGGAAACCAUACAUACAACAGGAGAGAACAUGCGACUACACAGACAAGAGUCCAAGCUCAGGAUCGAACCAGAGACAAUGGAGCUGGACCUGUCUUAUAUUAGAAGCCUGAGCUCCCUUCAAAGUCUGGAAAGAGGGAAGAUGAGCCAAGAGGAAGAGGGCGAGCGAGACAGAGGGAGACAAACAGAAGGGGGAGACACUCCUAUUUUGUCUGAAACCUCUCGACUUGGACACGUCUCAGUGAGAAAUGACCGGAGAAAAAUGAGUGUGCAUACUUGAGACACGAGAGGUGAGACUGACUCCAUUGAGAGAAAAGGUAAACUAUGCAGAGAACACGGCUGCGCUCUCUCUCUCCCUCUCUCUCUCUUUCUGUCUCAUACACACACUUCAUUCAGAGCUGCGCAACAGUACAGCUUUGGCACAGCAACUCAGUUACAGAUCAAAGACACCAAAAAUGAAAUAAAAAAAUGUGAUUCAGACAUGACACAUUAAGACUGAAAUGUGUUCUUUCUUUCUUUUAUUCUUUUUCAGGAGAUGGAGUGUCGUAAUUUCUUUUUUCCCUUUCUUUUCCGUUUCUUUCUUUCUUUCUUUCUUUCUUUUUUCUUUCUUUUCCUUCUUUUUCAGGAGAGUGUCGUGAUUUCUUUCUUUUAUUCUUUCUUUCAUGCUUUCUUUCUUUCUCAAGAGAUUUAACUAUCUCUCCCUUUCUGAGGACAGGGGGUGUAAUAAUUUUUCUUUCUUUCUUUCUUUCUUUCUUUCUUUCUUUCCAAGAGAGUUAGUGUUAUCAUUUUUUCUGUCUUUCUUUUUUCUUUGUCAAUUUCCUUCUUUCUUGUGUCUCACAGUAUCUCAGUGUCUCAAAGCUCUCACAGUCUCUAACAGUAUCUCACAGUGUCUCAAAACUCUCACAGUCUCUAACAGUAUCUCACAGUGUCUCACACUCUCUCAUGGUCUCUCACAGCUCUCUCAUUGUCCCACACUGUCUCACAGUCUCUCACAGUGUCUCACAGUCUCUAAGCUCUUACAGUGUCUCACAGUUCUUUCAGUGUCCCACAGUUCUCUCAAUGUCUCACACUGUCUCACAGUCUCUCACAGCUCACACAGUGUCUCACGGUUCUCUCAUUGUCCCACAGUGUCUCACAGUCUCUAAGCUCUUACAGUGUCUCACAGUUCUCUCAUUGUCUCUCAUUGUCUCUCAUUGUCUCUCAUUGUCUCACAGUGUCUCACAGUCUCUAAGCUCUUACAGUGUCUCACAGUUCUCUCAUUGUCUCACAGUGUCUCACAGUCUCUAAGCUCUUACAGUGUCUCACAGUUCUCUCAGUGUCCCACAGCUCUCUCAUUGUCUCACAGUGUCUCACAGUCUCUAAGCUCUUACAGUGACUCACAGUUCUCUCAGUGUCCCACAGCUCUCUCAUUGUCUCACACUGUCUCACAGUCUCUAAGCUCUUACAGUGUCUCACAGCUUUCUCCUCCCCACAAUAUAUCUUUUCACAGCACUUCGUCUUUAAAGCAUUACAUUUGUGCAGAGCAGGAAUGUUAUGAUUCGGUAACUGUGCAGUUAUCUCGCGUCUGCUUCCCUGAAAUACCACAGAGAUUAGAGAGCGAGCUUUUCUCUGGAUUCUAUAGAAUGUUUAUGGUGCGGUGAGAUCCAGGGGACGAUCGACAAGACAAUACGACCAGCGAGGAAAUGUGACAUGGCGCAUUUAGGCCUUUCAGUGCUGGCAAGCAAACUGGAGCUCCAUUAAUGUGCACUUCUUUCUCUCUCUCUCUCUCUCUCUCUCUCUCUCUCAUACACACACACACACACACACACUCUGCUCUGGAUGUGGGGUACAAGGGAAGGUUACACUGCCUGUCUGCGGUUCUGCAGAAUUCAGAGAAGGCCGAAACGACAGCGUUGCCAAAGUCCCAGACAAAUGUUCAUUUUGGAAUUGCUCUUUGCUUACAUACCUCCCUCAUACUCUCUUUCCUAUUUUGCCAUUAUUUUAAUAGAGUUUCACCUUUCUCACUCCCUUACUGCAAAAACUGCUUUCAAGAUGUGUUUAAAAGAGAAGGAAAGUAACUCAUACAGAUAAUCACGCUUAAUCUCUGUCUCUGUUAGCCUUAAUCUCAUGCACAAAAACACCUCCUAAUGGGGCUUCUCAGAAUUUACUACAAUUUCUUUCCUUCUUUCUUUCUUGAGUUCUUUCUUUCUUGAUUUCUUUCCUUCUUUCUGUCUUGAUUUCUUUUUUAGGACAUGUACAUGUCUUCAUUUUUGUAUCCUUCUUUCUUUCUUGGGCAGCUUCUUGAUUUUUUUUUUAUAUCUUUCUUUUUUAGGACACAGGGUGUCUUCUUUUAACUUUCUUUUUUCCUUUCUUAGGACAUGGCUUGUCUUAAUUUUUCUUCGUGAGUUCUUUCUUUCUUUCUUUCUUUCUUUCUUUCUUUCUUUCUUUCUUUCUUGAAAUUGCUUUAAUUGUUUAAAAUGAAGGAGGAAAGUAAAUCACAGACAAAAUCAUGGUUAAUCUCUGCUUCUGUUAGACUCUUAAUGGGUUUGCUAGUAGAAUUUACCACAUGUUUGUUCCUGCAGUCUGCUCUGCCAUGAUGAUAACGGUAUUCACGGUAUAUCGUGUCACCCCUGUCGGGGACGUGCCCCGCCCCUCAUCCUUCAUCCGGUCGUGCGCGCGCCCCGCCCCUAGUCGUUCUUCCAUCCACUGCAGGUUGUCAAGUUGGCAUCUCACGCGUUCCUCCGCGCAUAUCUAAACCCGCAACUUGUUUUUGCUUCUCCAUGUCAUGAAGACGGAGGCGCUACGAACCGGAUCCAUGCGACUGGAGGCUCCGUUUCUGGAAACGAUCAGCUUUUGGAGCGACCGCGGCGAUGCGCUCCGUCCUCCCUCCACUUCUCCUCGCAUGUGUUCAGAUUGCAUUGCUGCUGUGUAGCUUCCUGCAGGUGCUAGCGGUGGAUAAUGUUGAUUUCGGAGAGCACGUCGAGACUCAGACAGGCGCGAGAGACAGUCUGAGCAGAAAGCAUCACAGGGUGUACCAGCUGUACAGCAGGACCAGCGGAAAACACGUGCAGGUGAUGGGAAGGAAAAUCGUCGCCACUGGAGAAGAUGGGGAUAAAUAUGCCCAGCUCGUGGUGGAGGCCGACACCUUCGGGAGUCAGGUCCGAAUUCGGGGCAAAGAGACCAACUUCUACCUGUGCAUGAACCGCAGGGGGAAACUGGUGGGCAGGAAAGCCAACAGUGCAAACGCUGAGUGUGUCUUCAUUGAGAUGGUUCUGGAGAACAACUACACUGCCUGGAUGUCAGCACGUUACAUUGGCUGGUACAUUGGCUUCACCAAAAAGGGCCGACCUCGCAGAGGGCCGCAGACCCUCCCGAACCAGCAAGAAGUGCACUUCAUGAAGCGCUUUCCGCCUGGCGAGCAGCCGAACCUGCAGCACAGCAGCUUCACCACCGUUAGCAAGAGGAACAGGAGGACGCAGCAGACCAGCGCUAGUCCUGACGCACAAUCAUAACAUACAUUUAAACCAUCACUCACUUCUAUAAAGGAUGCUGACAUGGAGGAUGCUUGGGUAGGAGUCACCCUUUCCAAACCAACCAGGUGUAGGUCACUUCACUUCCAGGUGGAGGUCAAAAUCAGUCCAAAUCAAAUGCUGUGUAAUCAAAGAUGGCUGGGCGUGUGUCCAGGAAAUGAACUCAGAGACUCAUGACUCGUGACAAGGGCACACACAGCACUGCAAGCUGAGAGAAAAGCCUCUCCAGCAUCCACUGCUAUUAAUGACUCUCGACAGACAGUGAGUUUCAAGGAUAUAAAAACUCUGUGGAGGGCUCGUGUGUACAUUAUUCCAAUCACUUAUCUUCCUGGGUUAAAAUAAUCCUGCUUGAAUUGUUAAUCAAUAGGACAGAUGCGUAGGCAUGUGAAAUAAAACAAACAGCCAAAUGUAGCUAAUAUAGUGAAUUAUGGAAGAAGAAUCGUAGCAAAAACCAACAUGAAAAUCGUGAUGGGAUAAAAACGUGGUUUAACUGCAUACUGUUGGUAUGAGCUCAUGCAGACAUCCUGGAGUAUACACUCUUAGGAAAAAACUUACAUAUAGAGCCUUAAAGCAAGUGUUCUCCGGGUUUUCGCAGUCAAAUAAAUUUCUGCUCCUAGCAUAAUCCUGUUACUCUAAAUUGUAUUGAAAUGUGUACGAUAAUAUUUGGCCUAUUUAUUGCAGCCAUGCAGCUUUUUAUUCGCCAACAGAACGCAUUCGGUCCAACUUUAAGGUUUUCGAUUAAUGACGAAAACUCAAAUAUAGACUAAUAACUAUAAUGAGUUGUGAUUUCCAGAAUUGUAACAAAGGACCCCUAGAUAUGCUUAAGAAACCCCUGGGGGUCUCUGGGACUUAUUUUGAGAACCUUACUAUAAGGGAUCUUCUGAGGGACCCUUUAAAUGUUCAACGACAAACCCAAGGACACAAGGUUUCCCUUUAUUAGAAGCUUCUAAGUCGAGCCCACAACAAUCCAGAGAACCCUUGGAGAUCCUUUGGAGUGCGCUUUGUAUUGCGAGUCACAUUACGGUGCAGAAAUGAGUAUACUUAAAUGUUCAAACGUAAAAUUACGUUGCAAAUUCAGUUAUAGAUAUUAGAGAGAAUUAUAACCUCUCUAAACUCAAAUCCUCAUUUCUGGACCUUUAAAAUAUCUCAUGCCUGUAUUCUGGCUAAUCAUUUAUGGAGUUUGUUGGUCUGUAAAUCAUUGUUGGAAUGAUACUGAGAAAUUUUAGUUUCAGAAUGUAUUGCUCGAGUCCUGGACAUGUAGUUAAGCCAGAAUUUCCAGAAUUUGGUGCAUGGCUUGGACACACUUAGCUAUGACUUGAGUCUCAAUGAGUUGAUGAGACUCAGUGAACACUGAGUGAACACAGUCUCAUCAACACUGAGUGUUUGACUCUCCAACUUGUGUGCUGUUAGUAAUCAGAGCUUUAUCCACAUAUAAUCAGCUGCUUAAGGGCCCUGAGCCACCAGGGAGCCCUGUAAAAAUGCACGGUAAAAAAUUAUAUGUUUUUCUAAUAUCUUUUGGUGAUGAAAGACAAUGGUUCAGGCUUUGGCAGGGGGCGCCCUUGUGGUCUGCAGCUAAAGAGGUAUUAUUAUUUUGAACCCAAAGGUUCAAAAACAUCUCUGUUAGUAAUUGUUUCUUCAACAUUAAAUAACGUUAGUCAAAGUACGCUACCACAACUGACUGCAAUUCAUUAAAAACUCCAGAGUUCCGCUGAAAAAUUAAAUCAUCAGAGGUGGCAACGUACCCCCACUGUGACAACAUUUGGGAUUUGACAUUUACAUUCAGUCGUUUGCCAGAUGCUCUUCUCCAAAACAAGUUACAAAACAGACGAAAGCACAGCAAUACUCUAAUUCUCGAGACAAACGCCGGGCCGUAAAGUGUUAGAGAGGUCUCUCUGAAGGUGGUGAUAAAAAAGGGUCAAAUCUGAAUCUGUAAAUAAUAAUGUGUAUAAGAAGUAAUUCAACAACCAGUUCAAAGAAAGUGCAGAGAUAACGGCUUAAACUUGAACUCAUGUAGCGGCUUAUGGACUUGAAUGUUGAGGAUAAGAUGACUUAGACUUGACUUGGACUUGACUAUAUACUGGUGUUCUCCAAACCAGGUCACUGACCUCCAAAUUAUCCACAUUUUUUCUCUUUUUCUCUUUUUCUCUAUUCUCAGCUCCUAAAACAACCUGAACCAAGCAAGCAAGAGUAUUGUGCUAUAUUGGAGGGAUUAUAUUGGGAAGCUUUGCCCAUUUUUAAAGGCAUGUGACCCUGACAGUAUGGAAAUAUUCACAACUUCCAUUGUCCACAGUCGGCUGUAUAAGCUCGGACCCAGAACUGCAGUGUGGUACCUAAGACUAACUCUUUAUACACUAAUGGUCACCAGUAUUUUAUGGAUUUUUUUUUUAAGUGACCCCCACUGUUCAUUUCACUAGGUCCUAUUCCAACCUUUUGAAAUAACCGUAAGAGCAUAAGGGUAGACGAUAUAUUAUAGGAAAAUAAUCAACUAUGCAUAGGAUAGUUUUCCACCCAAAAAUGGAAACCAUUAGGUUUGUUCCAAUUUCUGUAACGCUAGCUCACCUGAACUAAACUUGCAUUAGCAGGUUGACAUUUUUGACUAGUAUGUAAGGAAUAAAACACCUUGCGUCAUGCUGUUAUAGAAAGAUAAUCAAUGACUGGGUGAUGUGAUAAAGCAGACUUACUGUUAGCACCCCAGAGUUGAUUAUUUUCCAAUAACAGCAUGUUCCAAUUACAUUUUUUUAUUUGUUAAAGAACCUGUCAUGGGUUUUAUCCAUAAGUUCCACAAAACUUACAUUAGCAGCUAUAAACAAUCAUUUCCUCAUCAGCUACUCUUUUUUCUCUAUCUUGAAAUUAAUAAGACAAAAAAAAUGCAGCUUGUCAUGUUACGAAGAAACCACAAACUGUAAACUCCUCUGUCCAGAUGAUGUUGGAAAAGUUACAGCUUUAUCUUUAACUGUUGCAAAGCUCUGACACUGGAGACUCCUUCCAUAAAUCUUCAAUAAACGUCUCCUUACAGAAAACUCCUUACAGAAAUCUGUUAACAAAUCUGAGUUUUGCAGCUGCACUACUGUCAGAGCUCCUGUUAUAGCAAAUUAAUCAGCACCUUCUGACCAAUCAGAAUCCAGAAUUCAGCUGCACUCUGGUGUAAAGCAAAAAUAUAACGUUGCAAUAUUUAAAGACUCUCCUAAUAUCGAUAAUACUGUGUGGUUUUGUGAAAACAUUUUUGAAAAGAAAGCUGUAUUGAUGUAAUUUAUAUUGCAAUAACGAUAUCAUAUCGCCCGCGGUACUUAGGCAGACGCAAGAGUAACCUUGUGUCUGUUUCACAAAUCCGAACAUGUAUGAGUUGAUAAAGCUGACACGGGUACCACCCUGGAUCUACAUGUUCAAUGUACAGUUUAAAAGUCAAUGUACAGUUUGUUUUUUUGUCCCACUGAUACUGGGGCUAAAACUGAAAGAUGAAAUAUUUUGAUACAGGAUACUAUUAAAAAAUAUUUAUUUUCUUGACGUAGUCACUGUCUUUUUAUUCUGCAUUUUGUAUUCAGAAUUUUGUCAUUGAAAAGAAGUCACGUGCUCCCAGUGUGACAGAGUGUGUAUCCGCUUAUUUCAUCUUCGAAAAAAACACGAAAUUGUUCAUCAUAAAACACUUCAGCUUUCCAGUAAAAUUCUUUUCUCAAAAUAACAUAUAAAUAGCAUUUUCUCUCAUCCUCACCUAAGCCACACUGUUUAAAAAUGAAAAGAAAAAAAAAAUAGCACCUGGAGAUAACGUUAGCAAUAAAUCUAUUUCAGAUUUCCUUAUCACGGUGUACUAUUACACUCCUAAUUCAGACAUUCCUAAGAUUCUCUCCAUCAUAUCAAAUGCACUCAUCAUAUUUAUCUGCUCAUGACAAGGAUUUUUAUCAGCGCAGUUUCUAAAUUCCACUCUGUUUUCCUUUCAUCAUCUUUCUAAAUAUAAAAUAGGCAGUGGUAAAGUCUAAAAGUAGGCUUUAAGGACACCAACAGGCUCUAAAUUUCACUAUUAUUAACAACAAUGGUUAUUAGUCAUUAAAGCUGCAGUAUGUAAAGUAAACCUUUGCUGUUAAAAAUGUAACAAUAGUAAGUGUGAAUAGACAAACAAGAUCAUUAUUUUUAGUGUUUAGAUAUUUUUUGAUGUGCACUAAUCAACAGUAAUAAUUUGAAUAAUUAGAAUCUCCUUCAUUUUCAGUUCAUAGUUCAAAGGUCACAGGUCAAAGUUCACCUAGUUGACAUUUAAGGAAAAGUAACCACUACCAGAAGCAUAUAUAGUUUUUCCCAAUUAUUAUUAGGCCCAAACUUCUUCCCAUUAUCAGACUCUUUGAGUGCCUGUAAAUUACAGUUAUCAGAUUAUUAAUUAUAUCAGAUUCUAUCAGAUUAUUAUUAUCAUUUAUGUCUUUUGUCAUCGUGUUAAUCAAAUCAGCCACUGCCCUGAUGUGUGAUUCAUGUCAACCAUGUCCUGUCUGCUCUGGUGGCUCAGUGGGUAAGUGAACCGGUCUGUUAUCAUGAUGCUCAUAGUUCAAGGCUCAGUUCUGGUUAGUUUUCCUUUAUAAUCUCACUUUGUAGUGCAUCAUUGAUGAAGACUAAAUAAUAAGCCUCCAAAAUAAAUAAACAAAUAAAGCUAGUUGCUUGAAGGUUCUGGUGGCUCAGUAGUUAGGUGGACAGGCCUCUGACCUUGAUGAUCAGGGUUUGAGACCUGACUCAGGUGAGUUUUACUUUGUAAACACGAUAUAAACUAAAAGAUAAAACCCGCACAAAACAGUAGGUUGCUUGAAGGUACUGGUGGCUCAGAUGUCUAAGGGUGAGUCCCUCUGCGGUGUACACUGCACAGGAUCGAGACCGCCUGCAGGCGAGCUGAAGGUGCUGGAACUGGGUGGGGCACUAAAUCUGGCAAAGUGAGAGAAAGAGAGUGAAAGCCAGUAUGUCCCACCUGGGGCUCCUGGAGAGGUGGAAGGAGGGGUUAUGCUGCUCUGGGCCAUUUCUUGUUUAUAUAUAUCUAUUUAUUUUUAUUUUUAUAUUUUGCAAUCUACCUAUUUAUUUACUUAUCCACCACAUUUUAUCUUUAUUAACCUUAUCUAUUACAUACCACAGAUUAUUAUUACUAUAGCUAUAUUUUACUGUUUCUUUCAUUUACAUACUAUUCACACAUUACAAAACUAAUAAAAUUUUCUUUCAAAUUAGCAUAACUUCUAUGUUUUUUCCUGCAGGGUCAAGGCCCUGCCCUUCUGACCAUCAACACCACACACACCCUUACUGACCAACAGAGCCACCACUACUGACUGAAAGUGUGCUUUCAUUUAACAUAU
This is a messenger RNA of Pangasianodon hypophthalmus (striped catfish), 8921 nucleotides long. RefSeq names its product fibroblast growth factor 18b (gene fgf18b). Gene Ontology annotation, biological process: positive regulation of protein phosphorylation; cell differentiation; regulation of cell migration. The transcript is spliced from 6 exons. The record is from RefSeq and is a predicted model, not a curated record. Gene Ontology annotation, cellular component: cytoplasm. Gene Ontology annotation, molecular function: type 2 fibroblast growth factor receptor binding; growth factor activity; type 1 fibroblast growth factor receptor binding. Bases 2947 to 3588 code for a protein of 213 amino acids. Lineage: Eukaryota; Metazoa; Chordata; Actinopteri; Siluriformes; Pangasiidae.